Molecule: messenger RNA, 1296 nt
Organism: Rotaria sp. Silwood1
Lineage: Eukaryota; Metazoa; Rotifera; Eurotatoria; Philodinida; Philodinidae
Source: the annotation of a GenBank genome assembly
AUGUCACAUAUUGAAGAAGAAUUUCAGAGAAUUGAACGUGAAAAUGGUUGGAAUACAUUAUUUCGUAAACUUGCAAAUGAUCAUGGUGUUCGAACAUUAGAAAAAAAAAAUGAUAUUGCAUUAUUAAGUAUGAAUCGAGGAUUGAAUCGAUUUCGUGAUGUUUUACCUUAUGAUGAUACUCGUGUACGUUUACAACGAGGUUCAAAUGAUUAUAUCAAUGCAAAUUAUGUUCAAGUACCUUGGGCAAAUCGAAAUUAUAUUCUUACACAAGGUCCACUUCCAACAACAUCUGAACAUUUUUGGCAAAUGGUUUGGGAACAAAAUAGUCGUGUCAUUGUUAUGUUAACACAUUUAGUUGAAAAAGGAUGUAAUAAAUGUUGGCUGUAUUAUCCUGAUUAUGAAAAUGAUAGUGAAUUAUGUUUUGAUGAAGUUGAUUUAAAAGUUACGUUUGUAUCUGAAAAACAAGAAGAUCAUUAUACUCAACGAAGAUUUGAACUAACAAAUCUAUUAACAGGUGAAGCUCGUCCGAUAAUUCAUUGGUCAGAUUUUGAUUGGCCUGAUCAUGGUGCACCAAGCUCACCUGAACCAUUUUUACAAUUAUUAUGUGAUGUUCGUCAUUGUGGUGCUUUUGAUUCUCGUUUUGGUGCACCAAUUCUUCAUUGUAGUGCUGGUAUUGGACGAUCAGGAACAUUUGUUCUUGUUGAUUCCAUAUUAAAGAUGCUUGCUCAUACAGAUAAUCCGAAUGAUAUAUCAUUAAUUGAAGUUCUUGCUCAUAUUCGAACACAACGUCAUGGACUUAUUCAAACAGCUGAACAAUUAAGAUUUUCUUAUAUGGCAAUUGUUGCCGGUUUAAAAGAACUUGAUGAAAUGGAACAAAGUGAAGAUUUAUUUGAUGAAAGUGAUUUUGAUGGAUCAACUGAAAGUGAAAAUGAAGACGAUACAAAAUUAAGUACAAGUCUUGAAAAUAUUAAUUAUGAAUUAAAAAAACGUGCUGAAUUACGUAAAAAUAAUUCUCAUUCAUUACAGACUACAAAUGAUGCUGAAACAUCUCUACGUCUUCGUGAUGAACGUUUAAAACGUAAUGAAGGUAUUAAGAAAAAAAUUGAUGAAAUGAAAGCAAAAUUAGAUGAAAAACCAUCUAGUUUACCAUCAUCAUUAUUUAAUAAUAAUAAUUCAUCGAUUUUAACAAUUCUUAUGACAAAAUAUCGUCGCCAUUUUUUUAUUGGUUUAAUAGCAUUAGUGACUGGAUCGGUUUUUUUGUACAAAUUUGUCAGAAUUAAUGAUCGAACCCAUUGA